AUGAUUCUUUCCCGCUCGCCGUGCGUUUGUUCCUCCUCGACGGGAGGAAAAAAGCCUCAAAAACAACGAAGAGUUCGAAGACAAAGCCAAAGAGACCAGAGAGACCCGGCGGAUUUCAACAACGACUACGACUUGCUCAGAGAACAUUUGCAAAGAGAAAACGGAGGCCCGAUCGCGAAUUUCCUAAACUUCUUGAGCGAAAAUUCGUUCGGAAACGCGUUGAAUAAAAGUGAUAACACGAACCCGUUUGCGUUUUGUUACAGCUGGUUUCUCGCGAAUGUGAUGCCCUUGAAAAGACAGAGACAAGGUUUGGCCGGUGAAGCGGUAUCGAGAGCGACGAUACGGGACGAAGCGGACCGACGACUGGACGAAUUUAUUUUGAGAUUAGAAAGAGACGAAAAGUUGAGAGAGGACGUGAAACGAGUGAAGACGUUUUGGCUGGAAACAGCGACGAAUAGAAGUAGUUCUAGUAGUAGUUCGAGUAGUAGUAGUAGUAGUAGUAGUAACAACAACAUGACGGAGAGAUACGCGGAAAAUCUCGCGUGUCGGACGUUGUCGCUGGCGGAGCGCAUGGUGAGUUCGACGGAACAGAACACGUCUGAAAAUCAAGACGAGGUUGCCGUUCGCAUCAACGAGAUUUCCAAAGCAAUCACGUGUACGCCGAGAGAAGCCGUGGACGCGUGUCACGUGAAUCCAGACGCGUUAUCCACGCCUUCGUCGGCGUUUGUGAGUCGCCUGAGCAAAUUGAAAACCGCCGCGCCUGGAGCCAAUUGCUGCUCGAUGUUCCUCUCGGCUCCGAAAUUGUUCAUGGGCGAUACAGGCGACGAGUGGGUCUCUGUCGUCGGUAGAAACGCAAAACUGCUCAGAGAAAAAUUCCCAAACGUAGACGUCGACGCCGUCGUCGAACACGAUCCAGAGUUGUUGGUGUUAUCCGGUUUAGAGGAAGCGGUGGAGGAGUUGUUGUCCUUGUGGACGGCGGAGGCGUUCGCGCUCUCUGACGUAGAUAACGAUUUCUUCGCGGAAGAGUUGAGCGUCGCUUUGAGAGCGUGCGCGCCAAACGGUGGCGCUUUGCCGGAGAUGUUUUCUUAA
Molecule: messenger RNA, 1089 nt
Organism: Bathycoccus prasinos
Lineage: Eukaryota; Viridiplantae; Chlorophyta; Mamiellophyceae; Mamiellales; Bathycoccaceae
Exons: 1
Coding region: 1-1089 (362 amino acids)
Source: RefSeq, a predicted model, not a curated record